Pogonomyrmex barbatus (red harvester ant) is the source of this 2924-nucleotide messenger RNA. RefSeq names its product putative sodium-dependent multivitamin transporter. Lineage: Eukaryota; Metazoa; Arthropoda; Insecta; Hymenoptera; Formicidae. Gene Ontology annotation, cellular component: membrane. Gene Ontology annotation, biological process: sodium ion transport; transmembrane transport. The record is from RefSeq and is a predicted model, not a curated record. Gene Ontology annotation, molecular function: symporter activity.
AUGGCAGAAAUAAAUAUCUUAGGAUGGGCCGAUUAUUUAGUUAUAACAGUGAUGCUGUCCAUAAGUGCUGGAAUUGGUAUAUAUUACAGAUUUACCGGAGGUCGUCAGAAAACUAUGGAGGAGUACUUUAUCGCAAGUCGAUCGAUGAGUAUUUUACCAGUCGCCAUCGCUCUAGUGGUAUCCUUCAUGUCUGCCGUUACGUUGCUCGGAGUGUCCGCUGAGAAUUACACAUACGGGACACAAUUUGUUACGAUAAAUUUAGCUUAUCUGAUAGGCACUCCGAUUGUAUGCUACGGAUUUCUACCAGUAUUCUUCAAACUUCAAGCGACGAGUGCCUACGAGUACUUGGAAAGACGUUUCGGAAUAAAGGCUAGAAUGAUGGCUAGUUUCAUUUACUGGAUUCAACUGCUUUUAUACUCAGGAGUGGUACUUUAUGCUCCAUCUCUAGCUUUGGAAGCGACAACAGGAAUGUCUAAGACCGCUAGUAUUAUUAUCAUCGGCCUCGUAUGUGCCUUUUACUCGAGCAUAGGCGGCAUUAAGGCUGUACUGAUAACCGAUGUCUUUCAAGGUUUGCUCAUGUUUGUCGCGGUAUUCUUGAUUAUUGGCACGGCCGCGAGAGAUGCUGGGGGAUUAGGACAGAUCUGGGAAAUUGCUAAGCAGGGACAACGGCUCGAGUUUGAUAGCAUUUCUCCGGAUCCAACAGUGAGGCAUACUUGGUGGUCUCUUACUUUUGGCGGUUUAUGCACGUUUUUAUCACUUUACGGAGUGAAUCAAGUGCAGAUACAGCGUAUGCUGACUUUGAAAAAUAUACAAGCUUCGCGAACAGCCAUGUGGCUGUCCUGGCCCAUUCUGACACUUCUCUCGUUUACGACCUGUUUCUCAGGAUUGGCUAUAUAUAGUAGAUAUCACAAUUGCGAUCCAUUCCUGCAGAAAAGAAUUACUUCGCCCGACAUGCUUAUGCCGCUGUAUGUUAUGGAUACAAUGUCCAAUAUACCUGGCUUACCGGGUCUCUUCGUCGCAGGUAUUUUUAGCGCAGGCCUUAGCACAAUUUCUGCGGCGCUAAAUUCUUUGGCAGCAGUAACGUUAGAAGAUUAUGUGAAACCCAUAUAUAGAAACUGCAUCGGGGGUGAAUUCUCCGUUACAAAAUCAACUACCAUCGCUAAGAUACUUGCUCUUACAUUCGGCAUCGUUUCUAUCGCGUUGGCAUUUUUAGCGCAAUUUUUGGGCGGUCUACUUCAAGCUUCCUUAACUAUUUUCGGAGUAGUCGGCGGUCCAUUGUUAGGCAUUUUCACGCUCGGCAUGGGCACGGAAUCGGCGACGGAAGAAGGUACGAUAAUCGGUGCUCUCACAGCAUUUUCAUUUUUAUUCUGGAUCGUUUUCGGCCAGCCACGCCCAAUACCACCUAAAUUGCUGACAACUAUCGAAGGCUGUAAUAAUACUCUUGCAAACGCAACGAUAUCCGUUUUGCGGAACGUCACGAAUUUGUCCAAGAGCACUGGUGACAGUUCGUACUUUUAUUUAUAUCGCAUUUCGUACAUGUGGUACUCUCCUCUUGGAUUCUUAAUAACGUUUGUAAUUGGAUUGCUCGUCAGCAAUCUAUUUCGUUUGUUUAGGAAAACUCAGAACGAUGAGUUAGACACUAAUUUAUUUUUUCCCGUGGUAGCACGGCGUAUACUUUACAGACGUCGUAAUGAUGCGGAGGACGAAGCGGGUAAUUAUCCGUUAGACAGAAAGUAUUCUUUUAGCGAUGUAGUGGUUCACGAAAACGAUGCCGUCGAUAAAAUAUGUACCAAACUUUAACAAUUCAAUUGUAACACUAGAUUGAUAAGUAGAUAAAACAUUCCGUACUUAUGACAGAGACAACCUGCGCCAGAAUUGUAGGAAAGAUCAAGUAUUUUUACAUUCUUUAGAAUCCGAAUGAAAAUUGCAAUAAUUUUAAGAAAUUGGUUUAAUUGAUUGAGAAAUUUCUUAGCAAAUUUUAUUUAUAAUUUAUAAUUAAGGACAAAGAUGAUUCUCAUUAUUCUUAUGAGAAUAAUGUUUAUGCAUAGGAGCAUAAUCUAUUUGUUAUCAUUUUUAAGAUAAAUCGUUAUUUGUAUGUUGAAUUGUAACAAAUGCUGAGUCUUCCAUGUCGCAUUUGGCACUGCCAAUUUUUGCUGUCUGAAACAGAUAAAUUUGUUUGCUAGAUGUUUGAAGAAGACGUUUUAUGUAAAAAUUGAACUGCGGUUGAACAUAUCUUCGAGUAUGUACAUAAUAACUUCAGUUCCUAUUAUAUGCGUAAUUUUUGUAUUUGAAGAAAAUUUACCUCUUAUAGAGAUAAUAAUUGACAAUAUUUAGUAAUGUAAAAUGAAGAAAUGUAUAAUAGAAAAAACUAGGUUUAAAGUAUCACGUAUGUGAUCGAGAGCAGCUGUAAUAAUAUUUCUGGGAAAAAGAAAUGAAAAUAUAAUCGACUAUAAUUAUAUAGUUAUUUAUAUGUGAUUAUUUGAAUAUUUGUUUAUUAACAAAUGUUUAGAUGAUAUACAACUGUCAGGCAGCUCCAGGUAUUUAGGAAGAAUUGUUUUUUAUUGAAUGUUUUAAUAGUAUAGUUUCAAUAGUAUUUUGAGAUUUUUUUUAGAUUUUAUAUACUAAGAAAGAAUUCGAAUAUAUUAGUGAUGUAAAAAAAAUUUGAGAAAGAUAUGUACUAUUUAUAAAUUUUUAAAGUAUAGCUAUUAUAAAGUUAUAGUUUAGUAAAUUAUAUUUCAUAUGAAAUGUCUAUCAAUCUUUAGUUUAAAAUUUCUUCAAUAUAACGAUGUGAUUGAUAUACAUACUUAAAUAUUUUAGAAAUCAAUUGAUUUUAUAUAUAUAAUUUAUAUAAUAAUUUAUAAAUAUGUACAAUGGUAUGUAUCAAGAGUUCAGUAUUUGUCUAAAUAUAUAGUUUUUGUGUUAAA